AGAGAUUCAAGUGGGAAACAGAGGGGAAAUCCAGAGACAAGCCAGCGGGGGAAUUAGGAACUGUGACGCCGUGUCCUCUCCUGUGCCCGGAGCAAGCAAAGGAAAGAGAGGUAGAGGAAAAAAGACUGAGCUUUGCAACCGGCCAUCACCCUGACGAUGUGUCAGUCAAACACCCUGCAGGGACCAGAUCUGCACACAGGGAAAUGGUUGCAGUUUCCCCAGCUGGCCCUGAGGCGAAGGUUGGGCCAGCUGAGCUGUAUGUCUAGGCCUGCUCUGAAACUCCGUUCUUGGCCUCUGACUUUUCUCUAUUAUCUUCUGCCUUUCGGUGCUCUUAAACCCUUGACCAGAGUGGGAUGGAGGCCUAUGAGCAGGGUUGCCCUCUACAAAUCGGUACCAACUCGACUGCUCUCACGAGCCUGGGGUCGCCUGAACCAGGUGGAGCUGCCAACAUGGCUCAGAAAGCCUGUGUACAGCCUGUACAUCUGGACAUUUGGAGUGAACAUGAAGGAGGCAGCUGUUGAAGAUCUGCAUCACUACAGAAACCUCAGCGAGUUCUUCCGCAGGAAGCUGAAACCACAAGUACGGCCCGUCUGCUGUUUGCACAGUGUGAUCAGUCCCUCUGAUGGAAAGAUCCUUAAUUUUGGACAAGUAAAAAAUUGUGAAGUGGAGCAAGUCAAAGGGGUUACUUAUUCUCUGGAAUCAUUCUUGGGACCUCGUGUCUGCACAGAGGAACUGCAGUUUAGCCAGGCCCCAUCUGGUAACUCUUUUCAGCAACAACUAGUCACAAAGGAGGGUAAUGAGCUCUAUCAUUGUGUCAUCUACCUUGCACCAGGGGAUUAUCACUGCUUCCACUCGCCCACUGACUGGAGAGUGUCACACCGACGUCACUUCCCAGGCUCUCUCAUGUCUGUGAAUCCUGGAGUUGCUCGUUGGAUCAAGGAGCUGUUCUGCCACAAUGAACGGGUUGUCCUUACAGGUGACUGGAAAUACGGCUUUUUCUCCUUAACAGCUGUAGGAGCAACAAAUGUGGGCUCCAUCCGCAUCUACUUCGACCGGGACUUGCAUACCAACAGUCCAAGUUACUCUAAAGGUUCUUACAAUGACUUCAGCUUCAUAUCCAACAACAACAAGGAGGGAAUCUCCAUGAGGAAAGGAGAACAUUUAGGGGAAUUUAACUUAGGCUCUACAAUUGUAUUAAUCUUUGAGGCACCCAAGGACUUCAAGUUCCACCUCAAAGCUGGACAGAAAAUCCGCUUUGGAGAAGCACUGGGCUCUCUAUGAAACUCUCCCCAAGAAGGCUUUCUGGACAAAGGGACUCUUACCACACCACUGAGUGUUUCACUUUACAAGCAUGUAUCACUCAGCAGGACCUGGGUGAGGAAAACAAAUGUCAUUGCUGUGUUGAACUUGAGAGUAUUUUG
Messenger RNA from Chaetura pelagica (chimney swift), 1421 nucleotides. RefSeq names its product phosphatidylserine decarboxylase (gene PISD). The record is from RefSeq and is a predicted model, not a curated record. Gene Ontology annotation, molecular function: phosphatidylserine decarboxylase activity. Gene Ontology annotation, cellular component: mitochondrion. Gene Ontology annotation, biological process: phosphatidylethanolamine biosynthetic process. The coding region runs from base 157 to 1281 and encodes 374 amino acids. The transcript is spliced from 7 exons. Lineage: Eukaryota; Metazoa; Chordata; Aves; Apodiformes; Apodidae.